Stomoxys calcitrans (stable fly) is the source of this 683-nucleotide messenger RNA. RefSeq names its product protein nemuri-like. The record is from RefSeq and is a predicted model, not a curated record. Lineage: Eukaryota; Metazoa; Arthropoda; Insecta; Diptera; Muscidae. Bases 49 to 570 code for a protein of 173 amino acids. The transcript is spliced from 2 exons.
GUGAUCAACUCUAGGCGGUAACAAAGGCCCAUUGCUGCCAGCGUCAAUAUGAAGUCAACAAAAUUUGUUCUUCUAGUUCAAAUUCUUAUGACGAUAUUUAUUGCAACGGUCACAGAGGCAGGGUAUUGCCCGCCACCAGUAGCAAAGUCAGAGGAGCUAAAUAAUGACUACUAUCCGCUAGAAGAUGCAUCUAUUCAGGUGCAAGAUGAGGAAAACCAAGCAUACCAAGAAUACAACGAAUAUGAAGACAUCCAAGAACAAGAAAAGAGACCCAAGAGGGCAACAGAGAAGGUGGUUAAUGCAAAUACAUUAAAAUCGCCGGGCAAAACUUUAAAGAAGGGACGAGGAGGCGGUAGGCAUAGGGGUGGAUUUAAAGGUGGACCAAGGAGUGGAUCUAGGAAUGGUCGUAGGGGUGGACGUAGGGGUGAACGUGGUGGUAGCGGUCGUGGCCGUAAGAAUAGGGGUAAGGGUAGACGAAAACAUAAACCUCAUGCUAGAAACAGGCAUGGUGGUGGGCAUACAAGGAAUAUUGAUAUAAGUAUUAAUGAUCUACCUAACAUCGGAUGUUAGCAUACGCCGGCCUAAAGCUCUUUUUUAAAAUCCAGCUAAGCAGUUAGUAUGACUACGAUAAGAAAUUUCAGAGAAGAAUAAAUAAAUGUUGUUGCUAUAUAUCUCAGCGAAAA